Molecule: messenger RNA, 809 nt
Organism: Pelobates cultripes (western spadefoot toad)
Lineage: Eukaryota; Metazoa; Chordata; Amphibia; Anura; Pelobatidae
Source: the annotation of a GenBank genome assembly
AUGGAACUCAGCAGGAGAGUCUAUACUGUGACCAAUGGAACUCAGCAGAGCAGUGUCUAUAUUGAGUCUGUUACCAAACAAGCCAACAGCAAAGCAGUGUCUAUACUGUGACCAAUGGGACUCAGCAGGAGAGAGUCUAUACUGUGACCAAUGGAACUCAGCAGAGCAGUGUCUAUACUGUGAUUAAUGGAACUCAGCAGAACCGUGUCUAUACUGUGACCAAUGGAACUCAGCAGGAGAGUCUAUACUGUGACCAAUGGAACUCAGCAGAGCAGUGUCUAUAUUGAGUCUGUUACCAAACAAGCCAACAGCAAAGCAGUGUCUAUACUGUGACCAAUGGGACUCAGCAGGAGAGAGUCUAUACUGUGACCAAUGGAACUCAGCAGAGCAGUGUCUAUACUGUGACUAAUGGAACUCAGCAGAGCAGUGUCUACACUGUGACCAAUGGAACUCAGCAGGAGAGAGUCUAUACUGUGACCAAUGGAACUCAGCAGAGCAGUGUCUAUACUGUGACCAAUAGAACUCAGCAGGAGAGAGUCUAUACUGUGACCAAUGGAACGCAGCAGGAGAGAGUCUAUACUGUGACCAAUGGAACGCAGCAGGAGAGAGUCUAUACUGUGACCAAUGGAACUCAGCAGGGAAGUGUCUACACUGUGACCAAUAGAACUCAGCAGGAGAGAGUCUAUACUGUGACCAAUGGAACGCAGCAGGAGAGAGUCUAUACUGUGACCAAUGGAACGCAGCAGGAGAGAGUCUAUACUGUGACCAAUGGAACGCAGCAGGAGAGAGUCUAUACUGUGACUAGAUAA